Epinephelus moara (kelp grouper) is the source of this 6848-nucleotide messenger RNA. RefSeq names its product signal peptide, CUB domain, EGF-like 3 (gene scube3). Gene Ontology annotation, cellular component: cell surface. Lineage: Eukaryota; Metazoa; Chordata; Actinopteri; Perciformes; Serranidae. The record is from RefSeq and is a predicted model, not a curated record. Gene Ontology annotation, molecular function: calcium ion binding. The transcript has 23 exons. Gene Ontology annotation, biological process: signal transduction. The coding region runs from base 1 to 3012 and encodes 1003 amino acids.
AUGUCCAGCGAGAACGUUUCAGCUUCAUCAGCUAACCACCCCCUCCCUCUCUCCUCCUCUCUAGAUGUGGACGAGUGUGCAGAAGCGCUUGACAACUGCAGCAUCGAUGCCAUCUGCCAGAACACCCUGAAGUCAUACAAAUGUAUCUGCAAGUCAGGCUAUAAAGGGGACGGCAAACAUUGUGAAGAUGUCGACGAGUGUGCGACUGAAUACAACGGUGGCUGCGUCCACGAGUGCAUCAACAUCCCAGGAAAUUACAGGUGCACAUGCUAUGAUGGCUUCCGCUUGGCACAUGAUGGGCACAAUUGUCUAGAUGUGGAUGAGUGCUCAGAAGGCAACGGCGGAUGCCAACAGAUUUGUGUCAACAUGAUGGGCAGCUACGAGUGCCGCUGCAGAGAAGGCUUCCUCCUGAGUGACAACCAGCAUACCUGUAUCCAAAGACCUAAAGUUCAACCAGAAGGCGCAAAGGAGGGACCCACCUGUAUGGACAAGAAUCACGGCUGUGCACACAUCUGCAGGGAAACACAGAAGGGUGGCAUCUCCUGUGAGUGUCGACCUGGAUUCCAGCUCACGCGUAACAUGAAGGACUGCAAAUUGACGUGUAACUACGGUAACGGGGGUUGCCAGCACAUCUGCGAGGAGACGGACCACGGGCCCAAGUGUGCGUGCCACAUGAAGUUCGUCCUGCACAGCGAUGGAAAGACUUGUGUAGGGGAGAGGAGUGUCCAGUCCCAGGCAGCCCCACAGCUGUUCCCCAAUGAGACCUGUGCAGUGAACAAUGGCGGCUGUGAUAGCACAUGUCAUGAUUCAGUGACAGGAGUCCGCUGCAGCUGUCCUGUUGGCUUCACUCUGCAGCCGGACCGCAAGACCUGCAAAGACAUUGAUGAGUGCCGUCUUAACAAUGGGGGCUGCGAUCAUGUGUGUCGAAACACAGUCGGCAGCUUCGAGUGCAGCUGCAAGAAAGGCUACAAGCUGCUGACCAACGAGAGAACGUGUCAAGACAUCGACGAGUGCUCUUUUGACCGCGCCUGUGACCACUUCUGUGUCAACUCUGCCGGCAGUUUCCAGUGCCUCUGUCAUAAAGGCUACGUCCUCUACGGCCUGGCACACUGUGGAGAUAUUGAUGAAUGCAGUAUAAACCGUGGAGGUUGUAAAUACGGCUGCAUCAACACUCUGGGGAGCUACGAGUGUACCUGUCCACCAGGGUACAAGCUGCACUGGAACAGGAAGGACUGUAUUGAGCUGGUGAAAUGUCCUGUCGGGGUGGUGGCACCAAAGGCCACUCUGACCUGCAGCAAGACGGGCAAGAAAGAGAGCUGCUCUCUCACCUGUGCCUCUAAAGCUCACUAUCUGGCAGAGUCUGACAACAGCUACUCGGUCAGCUGUGGUAUCCCCAUCCUCAGAGGGAAGUCUCCUGCCAGGCUCAACUCCAGCAGCAGUCAGAGCUGCAUAGAGACUCUGGCCCCUCCAGUGAAGCAGACGGCGUCUUUCAAGAUUAAAAACGCCAAAUGUCACCUGCACCCGAAGCUGACCGGAAGGACAGAGGACAGAGGACGGACACUUGGACCAGGAGGGGCUCAGCCCUGCAGCAACUGCCUGGUGACAUUUGUUAAUCUCAAAUGUGACUCUUCUAAGAAAGCUAAAGGGCGACGUGCUCGUAACCCCGCCAACAAAGAGGUGACACGCAUUACUUUGGAGCUGGAAGCUGAGGUCAAACCCGGAGACACUACAGGGAGCUGCAAUCUGAGCUGCCUGAGACAACGCAUGGAGAAGCAGGUUAAGACGUAUAUCAAGGCUCUGAAGAAGUCCAUCAACCAGGAGCGCUUCCUGAUCCGAGUCGCUGGUUUGGAAUACGAGGUGGCCCAGAAACUUCCGCAGGCUGCUCCCAUUCAGGAGAACUGCGGCCCAGGCUGGGAGAGAGACAAUGGCCGAUGUGUCAGAUGCUCCUCGGGGUCUUACUACCACGGUGAGCAGGAGCGCUGUGUCCAGUGUCCGCCCGGCACUUUCCAGGAGAAGGAGGGGCAGCUGGCCUGUGACCUCUGCCCCGGCAGUGACGGCCACGGGCCUGUCGGGGCACGAAACAUCUCCUCCUGUGCAGGCCAGUGUCAUACGGGGUACUUCUCCAGCGAUGGGUUCAAACCCUGUCAGCCAUGCCCUCAGGGCACCUACCAACCAGAUUUAGGACGGACCCUUUGCUUCCCCUGUGGGGGAGGACUGGGCACCAAGCGGGAAGGUGCCAGCUCCUUCCAUGAUUGUGAAGUCAAAGUUCAGUGUUCUCCGGGUCAUUACUACAACACCACGGUACACCGGUGUAUCCGCUGCCCGGUGGGGACGUACCAGACUGAGUUCAGACAGAACUACUGCAUUUCCUGCCCUGGCAACACCACCACAGAUUUUGAUGGUGCCACAAGUGUCUCACAAUGCAAGAACAGGCAAUGUGGUGGUGAGAUGGGUGAAUUCAUGGGUUACAUUGAGUCACCUAACUAUCCCGGGAAUUACCCUGCUAAUGUGGAGUGUAUCUGGAACAUCAACCCGCCCAGCAAGCGCAAGAUCCUGAUUGUGGUGCCGGAGAUUUUCCUGCCCUCGGAGGAUGAGUGCGGAGAUGUGCUGGUUAUGAGGAAGAACUGGUCGGCCACAUCCAUCACCACCUACGAGACGUGUCAGACAUACGAGCGGCCCAUUGCCUUCACCGCUCGCUCCAGACGUCUCUGGAUUAACUUCAAGUCCAAUGAGGCCAACAGCGCCAGAGGCUUUCAGAUCCCCUAUGUUACUUAUGAUGAGGACUAUGAACAGCUGGUAGAGGACAUAGUGCGAGAUGGAAGACUCUACGCCUCAGAAAACCAUCAAGAAAUCCUCAAGGAUAAAAAACUGAUUAAGACUCUUUUUGAUGUGCUGGCUCACCCAAACAACUACUUUAAGUACACCACUCGGGAGUCCAACGAGAUGCUUCCUCGCUCCUUCAUUCGCCUCAUAAGCAGCAAAGUGUCGGCUUUCCUGCGGCCAUACAAGUAAAGCUCGCACAGCUGCUGAAGCACCGGAUCGUGACCCCCACCUCCUCCCCCCUGACAUCCCCCUCCACCUUACAGGCCACAUCCCACAACUCUCACAGGACUUAAGAACAUACUAGUAUGUUUACACUCUCUUAUUUUCCAUAGGCUUUGACAAUAAACACUAUGCAGACCUGAGAAAUACUGACAAUUUGUGUUUUAGGAUUUUUUUUGGCAGUUUGCAUUCAGCGCAGGUCUGCAGUCCCGAGCUCAAGCAUUUAGUGGGGAUGUAGAGUACGUGAGUGGGUUUGGUUUCUGUUGUGCAAUGCAACCACAAAAACAAACAAUAGAAACGCCUAUUUCAGACAGUAGGAGUGACGUUUUGUGUGCGCGGUUUAAGCUUGAUCAAGCUUGUCAUUGUAUUUGCUAAAAUGAGCGGUGUGAGUUCCAGCUCCAACUCCUACCAUUAAGUAUGACUGUAAGUGUUGUGUAAGUGUUGUGUAACCCUGGUUCCAUCUUCAGUGUCUGUGUGCUGUCCUCGAGGAGGAGCGGUUGUUAAAUUCAUGUCGCAGCUGCGUUCCAGGUCAUUCAAAGCCUUACUAUAUUUGAGCUCUUAGAGCAGUUUCCAAGGGUUUUACUGUUAAAACAGUUAAUCUAUGUUUUGUUCCGUCUGUCUAGACUGUGCUGACGUUUUCCAACCUUAAGAUUAUUUCUGUUGCUCUUUUAUUUUUUCAACUCAAAGCAAAUACAAACAGGUGGUUUAUCAUUCCAGGAACAUAGUGGACAUUUGGGAGAUGAAUAACAAACUUAUAAUUGUGAGAGCCACAGAAAUGAGAUAAUGUGAUGUCUAGUGGAACAUGUCUCAGAGAGAGAGAGAGAGAGAGAGAGAGAGAGAGAGAGAGAGAGAGAGAGAGAGAGAGAGAGAAAUGUCUUUGAGGGACAUUAUGUUUGCUGCUUCUUUUAAAAGGUCACUUUAAUUCUUCAAUCUCAUAUUGUCUUUCUGAUGUACUCGACACACUAAUAGUCUCUAGGUUUAAAACUAAAGGAAGCUCCACGCCUGAAAUACUUUAGUUCUUACACACAGUAAGUUGAUAAUCUCACAUUGUCUGUCUGUGGACUACCAGUUUUAUCGUGUUUUAUUUCAAUCUUGUAAAUAAUGAAAAUAAAUUAGACGAGGGUUGAAUUCUUUAAUCCUAAAUUUCUUUACGCAGGACACCUAAAAUCACUUUCUGCCCCACCAGUCUCAAAUCCAAAGACACCCAGUGACCCCUUCAAACACCCCGCUCAUGUUUUGUUCUGUCCCAAUGAAGACAGCUCUUCCAAAGACCGCCCAAAAAAAGGGGCGGGUCACUUUGUUUUGUGCACUAAAUUUAAAGCCCAUCAUCCUACCUUUUGAGUACAAAGUGCAAUGAAUAAAAACACAUCUCAAUUUUCUUACACACUAUUGAGACCCACAACGAAGCUUGUGAAAUGUGUUUAAGGCUGCAUUCUUGUUGAGACUCAUUGUAUUAAAUAUUUAUCAGUCACGAUGGGCAGAAGAUGUUUAGGUUUCAACGUGUAACUGCUCUCUUAUCCAGAGGAACACAAAAAAAAUAUGUAUAGUGUCAAAAAAUGUAAUAAAAACUGAGUAUUUGGUGUGUAAAAAAAAUAUUCUUUGAGUUCAAAACAAUGACCAAAACAGGGUAAAAUGAUUUAAGUUUUAAAAAUCUAACACUUUGCUAAGUAGUUAAAAGGAAUUGUUCAGUGUUUUGGGAAAUACGCCUACUCGCUUUCUUUCUGGAGAUUAAAUGAGGCUGACACCACUCUCAUCUGAUCAGUAAAUAUAAAGCUACCGCCAUGAGACCGUUAGCUUAGCACAAAGACUGGAAACAGCUAGCAUGGCUCUGUUCAAAAGGUAAAUAAAUCUGCCUGCACCUCUAAAACUCACUAAUCAACACAUUACAUCUUGUUUGUUUAAUCACUACAGUAACUUAAAUGUUAAAAUGCAGGGGUUUUUGUAGCACUACUUCUACGUAGUUGCCUAGCAACCUCAAAGACUCCAGCACCGCACUGGGUUGCACCAGCUACAAGCGAGUUCAAACUUACCCUGGUUUGAACGUAAAUCAGUGUAACAUUGGUUGGAGUUAACGUGCUACUAACAUUUUAAGGUUUGCGCCAACUGAAAUACAGCCAUGUUAAAUCUUAGACCUAGCCCUUGGUAGGUUUAAAGUCCUCCGUAAAAUAGAGGUUGUCAUGCUGCAUAGUUUUGAAACGUGGGAUAACUGGAGUAUGAGGAGCUAAUUAUACCGACUGUUUUGUAUCGGCAACACGUUUUUUGUGAAAGAAUAAACCCUCGUGAUCUUGUGUCUUUUAUACUCAAAAUAGAAAUGCUAGAAAUAGAACGGGGGUUUCUGUAAACAUGCGAAAUCAAGUGCGUACACAUAAAAUAACACAAGUAAAUGGACAAUAAGAAAUAUCCUCUGCAAGCAAACAGAGGUAUAAUUAUAGAUGAAAACUACACAUUUCUAACAAUUUGCCAGUGUAGGUAAUCAUUAUGUGUUCAUUAUAACAUUACAAUUUCAUCUGCCUAGCAGUGCUUUUCACUGAUUGGCCACAGGAAGUGAAAACGUCAUUUUCUGCAACAAUGAUUUAGAUAGUGUGGACUUAAUGCCAAAGUAGCUAGGAUGAACCUUGCGUCUCUAUGGUGCAACCACAGAUAGAUAACAACUAGAUACCAGACCCCAAGAUGGCACCCAGUCUGUCCAAUGGAAUUGCUCAUCAGGUGCAUUUGCCAAAAAAGUUUCUAGCUUACAGGUUUACUUCCGCAGUAUGCGGGCCAAUGAAUAUGCGCAGUAGAGUUUACCCCAUUGGCUACGCCUACAAGUUACUACCCGGCUCAUAGACUGAUUUUAAAUCUCUUUUCUCAGCUCAAGGAACGUUUUUCGAAUAUAAAACCUCCGUAGGUCAAAAAUUCUUAAUAGAAAGUCAUAAUUGACCUUGUUUGCAGUCUGAGGUGUCCUGUCAGGCAUUUUUUGCUGCAAUAAGUGGCCACUAGAGGAAAUCAAAGUAAGGCUAAGCGGUGUUCCUGGGGGCCAAGGUGCAACUGGUUUUAACAUAUCGUUCACUGUGGAUUUCGCACCCUAACGUAAGAGGGAACCUGCGUGUAGCUGGUGUAUCGGGCUGCAGGAAGGACUCCCUGGAAGAAAGUAAAAGUAUUUCCCAAAAUUUACAGACUGUUCCUUUAAAUUCAUUAGCACCACCACUGCAGUCAAAUUGGUACAGAUAAUCCCCAACACCCCAUCCUGUACAUUCAACCCUCUGAAAGAAAUUAAAUUGAGUCAACGCUUGCUCUCUGACUUUAUUUCGUCCCCACUCAUGUAAAUAAAAAUAAGUGAGGUGGUACACUUUAUAUGAUGUACCUAAACUUUAGGAUGACACAAAGGGAUUUUGACCACAUUGUCAAACUUGAGGGCGAUGCUGGGCCAAGCCAUCUCAUGUCAGUUUGAAAUUCCUCUAUGCAGUUCUCAGAUUCUGUACAUUUAGUCUCCAGUAUCUCCGUGUGCUACAGUAUACGCCAGCAGGCAGCAUCCCAGCACGCUCACUUGGCCCUCAUUCCCAAAAAUCCCCCUCCCACCAAGAAUCAGCUUCUUUCCUGCAACCUGAUAAGUUUUUUUGUUUUCUGUUGUUUUUUUUUUAUUGUUGCCUUUUAACGAGAGUUUGCUAUGAUGUAUCAUAGAGUUGAUAAUGAUAUUUGCACUUGAAUUGUUAUUGCUCAUGUAAAGAAAUGUCUGGAUUUUGUAUUGUCUUUUUAAAUGAAUGGAAUUGGUGUUCUUAUUUUCUUGUAGCUUGUUUGUUCAUGAAAUGCUCACUCACCGUUUAGUC